GGAGCUCUUUAACAGGAGCGGGGUGUCCUUGGAGCUGUCUGAAGACGUGUCCUCUUAGCAGUGCCCUGCGGACGCCGAGCAUGAGAAUCCUGCCAGCUACCAGGACAGAUGGGGAAUAACGGGAGCCACCCAGGGCAGAGUUUCUCCUCGCGGUUUCGUCCUGAGGAGCAGGCCGAGAUUGACAGAUUGUUUGAUGCUCUGUCGUCAGAGAAACUUGGCCCCAGUACCUCGCCCGGAUCCUUCUCUCUGCAGGCACUGAAGAGCCAUGUGGGGGAAGCUCUUCCCCCAGAGAUGGUCACCAGACUGUUUGAGGGCAUGUGGAGGGUGGACGUGACUGGGAAGACCAAGGGGCCCAGUGAGCGCAUCUCCCGGGAGCAGUUCACAGUGUCCAUGUCCCACCUGUUGAAAGGAAAUGCUGAGGAGAAAAGUCUCGUGAUCCUGAAAAUGAUUUCUGCCACAGAAGGUCCAGUGAAAGCAAGAGAGGUCCAAAAGUUUACAGAGGAUCUGGUUGGCUCUGUGGCACACGUGCUAAACUACAGACAGGAGCUGAGAGGCUGGACUCAGAAGCAAGCCCCAGGCUCCCUGUCCAGGGUGCAGGUGCUGGCUGCUCAGCUGUGCUCUGAGAUGAAGCUUCAAGGCGGUGAGAAGCUUCUGGGGCCUCAGCGGCUGGACUGUGACCGAGCCACGAUUGAGGACUGGGUGUUCAGGGCCCCCCACGUGGCCACGUUUCUGAGCGUGGUCAUCCACCAAGGCUUUCUCCUCCUGUGCUCGUCCCUCGAUCUGGCCACCCUGGUCCCUGAGCGCCAAGUCGACCAGGAGCGGGAGUUUGCGAGCAUCCUGGAUGUCCUGUCCGUCAUCUACAUCAACUCCCACCUGCCCAGGGAGCAGCAGCAUCGCUGGCGCCUGCUGUUCUCAUCCGAACUCCACGGGCACAGCUUCGCCCAGCUCUGUGGGCGCAUCACACAUGGGGGGCCCUGCGUGGUGCUGCUCGAGGACCAUGACGGCCACGUGUUCGGUGGCUUUGCUUCCUGCUCCUGGGAGGUCAAACCUCAGUUUCAAGGGGAUGACAGGUGCUUCCUGUUCUCCAUCUCCCCCAGCAUGGCCGUGUACACCUGCACGGGCUACAAUGACCACUACAUGUACCUGAAUCAGGGGCAGCAGACCAUCCCGAAUGGACUGGGCAUGGGAGGGCAGCACAAUUAUUUUGGCCUGUGGAUCGAUGUCGAUUUCGGGAAAGGACACAGCAAGGCCAAGCCCACAUGCACCACGUACAACAGCCCUCAGCUCUCGGCCCAGGAGGACUUCCGGUUCGAGAAGAUGGAGGUGUGGGCGGUGGGAGAUGCUUCGGUGACACAGCUGGCCAAGAACACCAAGAGCGUUCUGGACGUGGACCCUGCGGCCCAGGCCCUGCUGGAAGUCAGUGGACGGAUUCGCCACAGCGAAGGGCUCCGGGAGGUGCCUGAUGACCAGUGAGGAGGAGCCCCCAGCACGGGCCUUCCUGGAGCUGGAGCACAGCCUGCAGACUGUGCUUUACUUUAAUCCAGAGCGUGCUGGUCACGUCUAGGUGGUCCUGGAGGUGCCUAAUUUAUGGUUCCUCUGAUGCUAUAUAUCGAUUGGUGGGUGUGUCUCCCCCGAAAUCCUGAGUGUCCAAUUACCAACUUGAUUCUUAGACUUUGCUCAUUUUGUACAGAUGAAAUCCAAAGGCGAUGCUGAGACGUUUGAGGCCGACUGGAAUUAGCAGUGGUUGGGGAUUUGAGUUCUUGCCGUAGGGGAGGGGGGGUCCACUCACUGAGGGUCACUUGGCCUCUGCACAGGCCUCCCAGAUAAAAGCCUCGAUGUCCCAUUUCUACUGGUAAAGGGCAGAGGUGCUUAGAUGGGAAUCUCAACGCUUUGGGGAACAGCUUCCUCUGACAUGGAAUUUCUGUAUUUCAAAAAAAAAGGCACAAGAGUGUACUAACGGGGGUAAUAGCUGGAGAUUUUGAAGAUAACGGUGACAUGGGUCUUCAGUAAGUUUCAGUAUCUGCCUUUCUCAGCUGUUUUUAACACAUUACUGACCAGAGACUUAUUAAUGCGUCUUUUGUUACCCAAACAUCAUUGACCGGAGACGUUUCAGUAUUCAUUUACAUAACAAAUCGCUGUCCACAGGCGUUAGUUUCUGCAAAAAUCCCCCAGUCAAUGAUGAGUUAAGUGAAUCUGUGCUAUGAGUAAAUGGGAAAACCAGGAGGUCUACAGAGAAGCAAAGUUGUGGUUCUCCUACUAAUUUAAGCGUGGGGACAUGCGGGGCCCUGAGGCUAAGAUUCCUGUUAAUACACAUAUGGCUUGUCGCAGGAAUUGGUGGUGAGUAACUUGACUGGCCCGGGCUCCUGACCUCCCAGCAUCACCCCCACCCCAUGCUGCUUCCCGAGGGGAUGUUGGGUACUUUGACAGCGUGGACUUGCUUUAAACGAACAGUGACCCUGAAGUGCUAGCAGAGAUGUUGGUGGGCUGGACCUCAGGCAGGGCUGCCGUGUCCCUUCCAGUCCCUGCAUCCCUCGGAGGCGGCCUGAAGAACCUCCGGACACACCGAGAAUCCCGCUCAGCGGAGCUUUCUCCUUUGCUACACAUUGCCCUUCUGCAGAUCUGACGAAAAUGCUGCCUUGUUACUGAGUUGCCCCCAGUUAUAAGCCAUAGUAAACCGAGCUGUUUGCAUUUUACAGGCUCUGCAUUUUCUACCGGGAGGCUCAUCAAACUCUGCGCUGAGCCCUGAGCAGAAGGCCUUGCACGUGGGCCUUCGGAAGAGAAGUGCUCAGACAGUGACAUGCACACUCGGUCAUGAUUGAUUUUCCUUAUAAAAAGCUAGUUUUUAAUAGCUUCUCAGGUACAUUUUGUGCCUUCUUAAUUGAUGGGAAGCAGAUGCAGCAUCUUAGGACCCUCAGAUAUCCUUACCAUAAUGGGAAGAAUUAGGCCCCGAGUCUUCAGUGUCUUACAGAAUAUUUUUCUAGAAAAAUGCAAUGAAAUAAUGCCUCACUAAUAAAAGGUCCGUUGAAGACCCCUUACCACCGCCUCUGUCUGUGGCUGUCAGAGAGGCUGGAUGUGCCUGCCGGCCUGUUUUCUGCCUUGUGCCUCUUCUAACAAGAGUGCAGGUCAUACCUGGGGGCCUGACGGUUUCCUAAGAUAGCACACCUCCAUGAGGGAAGCUGGGCGCCCAGCCCAGGCGCUUGGUCACCUGGGGGUGUUCGGCCCUCACAAGGGGUGUGGGGCAGCCGUGUGAUUCCCCAGCACGUGUGGUCCUGAGCACACAGACCAGUUUGGUGUCAGCCGUACCCGGGGCCACAGGACCCGAGGAACCACGCUCCUCCUGGGCCUGAGAAACCCGUGAUGCUAGUUUUAACAUGUGAUGAGUUUGUUCUUUGAUAAAAUGGGAAUAAGAAUUCAGGUUGUAAGGACUAGCAGUCUCCCUGGAGGUGAAGACUCAUAAGGGCCCCUGCUAGGCGCUGGAAGGAAGGGGUGAAGAAACGCUGUUCAUGGUACAACACGGCUGUUGUUACUUUUUUCCCCCACCAUAUUUUUUUCUGGAAAAUUUUUUUAAUUGAAUGGAAGAGUCUUUAAAUUCUCCAGUGCUUUACAGUUUUAAAAGGUUUCACACACAUGAUCUUAUAUAAUCCCAUAAUUCCCCCCCCCCAUUGCCCCUCCCCACUGGUAACCACUAGUUUGGUCUCUGUAUCUGUGAGUCUGCUUCUUUUUCCUUUUAUUCACUAGUUUGUUGUAUUUUUUAGAUUUCACGUAUAAGUGAUAUCAGACAGUAUUUGUCUUUCUCUGUCUGACUUAUUUCAUUUAGCAUAAUGCCCUCCAAGUCCAUCCAUGUUGCUGCAAAUGGCAAAAUUUCAUUCUUUUUUAUGGCUGAGUAAUAUUCCAUUAUAUAUAUAUAUAUGUACACACACACCACAUAUUCAUAUGUAUAUAUAUACAUGCACAUAUUCUUUAUCCAUCCAUCGGUUGAUAGAUCCACCGUAUUUUUUUUAAAUUAAAAAAUUAGCUUAUGCAUACACAGCAAAAAAGGUCAAAAUACAAAAGGAUGCACCUUGAAAGCUAAGUCUUCCUCCUGCCUCCGCUCCAGCAUUUUGUUCCCGAGAGGUAACGUGUUGUACCCACUGGUCUGACCCUCACCUUUGUUUUGGGUGGAAAUUGCUCUGUAUCCACCCAUUUAUUCUCAUUGUCUAUGUAAUGUCCCAGGAGAUGGAUGCCCCAUCCUUUCUGGUGUUCAGCCAUCCCCGGCUGGGGAAUGGUCUGUUUGUAGCUAAUCGUUACUGGAAUGAAUAUCGUUUAUAUACAUCUUGGUGUGGUUUUGUCUGGCGAAUAAACUCUUUGAAGCCGAAUUGCUGGAUCAAAAGGUACAUGCUUUUUAAUUUAGAUAUUAACAAAUGAACCUCUUUCAAGCUAGAUUUAUACUUUUGAGACCUGGAAUGCCCGUUUGCCAUGUUU
Molecule: messenger RNA, 4461 nt
Organism: Mesoplodon densirostris (Blainville's beaked whale)
Lineage: Eukaryota; Metazoa; Chordata; Mammalia; Artiodactyla; Ziphiidae
Gene: MEAK7
Product: MTOR associated protein, eak-7 homolog
Exons: 8
Coding region: 109-1473 (454 amino acids)
Biological process (GO): TOR signaling
Source: RefSeq, a predicted model, not a curated record